Xiphophorus couchianus (Monterrey platyfish) is the source of this 942-nucleotide messenger RNA. Its product is annotated as putative olfactory receptor 7A2. Gene Ontology annotation, biological process: detection of chemical stimulus involved in sensory perception of smell; G protein-coupled receptor signaling pathway. The coding region runs from base 1 to 942 and encodes 313 amino acids. Gene Ontology annotation, cellular component: membrane. Gene Ontology annotation, molecular function: G protein-coupled receptor activity; odorant binding; olfactory receptor activity. NCBI's taxonomy places the organism in Eukaryota, Metazoa, Chordata, Actinopteri, Cyprinodontiformes, Poeciliidae. The transcript has a single exon. The record is from RefSeq and is a predicted model, not a curated record.
AUGAAUGAGAACGUUCACAUUGUGUUUGUCCUCAACGGUCUGAACGACUCGCUGACCAACCGUCAGAUCUACUUUGGUCUCACACUGACGUCGUACCUCUUCACCAUCUUUGUGAACCUCACCCUCAUCCUCACUGUGUGUCUGGAUAAAACCCUCCACCAGCCGAUGUACGUCUUCAUGUGCAACCUGUGCUUCACUGGGAUCUGCGGAGCGUCCAGCUUCUACCUGAAGCUGCUCAGCGACCUUCUGGCUGACGCUCAUGUCAUCACAUACGCCGGCUGCUUGACUCAGAUGUUCAUCUCUUACACUUAUAUCUUCUGCCAGCUCAACGGUCUGACCAUCAUGGCCUACGACCGCUACCUGGCCAUCUGCCAGCCGCUGCGUUACUGGGCUCUGAUGACUGGCCAGAAGGUGGCGCUGCUGCUGCUGCUCACCUGGUGUCUCUCAUUAGUGGAAACAGCUGUGGGCCUCGCCCUGAUCGCCAUACUGCCUCUCUGCAGCCGCCACAUUGCCAGAAUUUUCUGCACUAGCUGGGAGGUGGUGAAGCUGUCCUGCUCUGACACCUCCGCCAACAAUCUGUACGGCAUCAUGUUAAUGAUCCUGCACUUGGUGCAGGUCAUAGUGAUCCUAGUGUCGUAUGUCCAUCUGGUCCGAUCCGCCACUCGCUCUCAGGAACACCGGAGAAAGUUUGCUCAGACCUGCCUGCCCCACCUCGUCUCUCUGCUCGUCUUCUCCGCCUCACUGCUGUUCGAUGCUCUGUACUCUCGUUAUGGCGGCGGCUCCAUGGCGGCGCUGCAGAACGCACUGGCUGCAGAGUUUCUCGUGGUGCCGCCCAUCGUCAACCCCAUCAUCUAUGGCAUGAACCUGAAGCAGAUCAGGACCAGAAUCAGCCUCUGGAUCAACUUCAGACCACAGAACCUUCACAGAGAUUUCUUAAAAUAA